This is a messenger RNA of Penicillium bovifimosum, 996 nucleotides long. Its product is annotated as RNA polymerase III-inhibiting protein MAF1. Gene Ontology annotation, biological process: negative regulation of transcription by RNA polymerase III. The transcript is spliced from 2 exons. The coding region runs from base 1 to 996 and encodes 331 amino acids. The record is from RefSeq and is a predicted model, not a curated record. Gene Ontology annotation, cellular component: nucleus. Gene Ontology annotation, molecular function: RNA polymerase III core binding. Lineage: Eukaryota; Fungi; Ascomycota; Eurotiomycetes; Eurotiales; Aspergillaceae.
AUGAAGUUUCUUCCACUUCCAGAGUUCGAGGACGUGACGAGUUCUCUGAAUUUCGACACCGCCGACUGUCACAUAGUCGGCGGAUGUGACAUUUAUACCACCAAGGCAGCACGCUCCGAUCGGAAACUCUACAAUCACAUCGAACAGUCUCUCGAGGCUCAAUAUGAAUCAGUGCUUCGAUUUUCGGCUUCGCUUUCGCCCCCAAACGCGCAUGAUGCAGCCGAGUCACUGAAUCUAUCGCGUUCUAGCCCGUUCGGACCCCUGAGCGACCAUUCAAGUCGAAGGACAUUUGCUUAUCUGAUCGCGACCUUGAACGCAAGCCACCCGGAUUACGAUUUCUCACAUGUCCUGCGACCGAGUGACUUCCAUCGCGAGCGUAAUCUGCAGCGCGUCAUGAAUACCGUUGAUUCAACACUGCUCAACCUGCGCCCGCGCGAGAAUAUCAGUUUGUCCCCCGCCUCGCCUGCGACGCUCUCAGGGUCAUACACUGGCACAUCAUCGUCUGGGUGGGGUCCCCGCGUGUGGAAGACGAUAGAUGAACACAUGUCACUCAAGGAGUGUUCAAUCUACUCGUACUCCCCUGAAGAGGUCCCAUCCGAUGCCGAUGACGGCGCCAUUUGGAGUUUGCACUACUUCUUCUUCAACCCAAUACGCAAACGCGUGUGCUACAUUUUCCUGCGUGCGAUCCCCAUCCUGAGCCAUACUCCGGAUGAGUUCGCGACUACGCCUACUGGGAAACGCACCUUCGACGAUGGAUACCUCACGCCGGACCUCAGCUCCAGCAAGCGUUCUAAGUACUGGUUCGGAGAACGCGCGAGGUCAUCGCUCGUCAGAAGUUCCAGUGAAGACGAGAUGGAUCGCCCUCCGAAGACGAUUCGGUCUACGGCGGCGGAGUAUGAUACUUAUGUCAUCAGUGAUGAUGACGAAACUCUGCCGUCGAUGCGCCGGGAAGUGCGGGCGAUGAGUGAGGAAAUUGCGGACUCAAUGGAGGUUUAA